AUGAUCAUCACCUCGGCCAAUAAUUUCAACGACGUCAAAGUUGAAGACGUGUCCCAUUUGGGCGGCAUGGGUUGCUACCUCCGACUUUGGGUCCAACCUUCGCACGGCCAAAAACUCGAGAAACGACUGUUCGGGGAAUACAAACCCACGUUUUGGGCGCGCUAUGUUAAUGAUACCUUCGUAAUCAUCGAUCAGGAUAAAAUUAGUUACUAUGAAGAACUAUUGAACUCAAUCAUCCCCGACCUACAGUUCACGAUGGAAGAGGAAGUAGAGAGCAAACUCUCAUUUUUGGAUGUUCUCAUCUGCCGCCGACCAGACGGUAAACUGGCGACGUCAGUCUACAUAAAACCGACGAACACGCUACAAAUGCUCAGUUACAACAGCAACCACCAACUGCGACACAAACGAAGCUGUGUACGCACGCUACAACAACGGGUGGAAACUCAUUGCAGCACUCCAGCCGCCAAACGGAACGAGAUGAAGCUCCUCCAAGAACCCUUCAGAUCCAACGGCCAUCCGCGAACAUUAAUUGAACGGAGCCGAAAGCAACCGAAUAGGCGUUGUCCACAGGCUCGACUCAACAAUCCGCCGGCAAGUGAUGCGGCCAAAAGACCCGAUCCCUAA
Molecule: messenger RNA, 624 nt
Organism: Spirometra erinaceieuropaei
Lineage: Eukaryota; Metazoa; Platyhelminthes; Cestoda; Diphyllobothriidea; Diphyllobothriidae
Source: the annotation of a GenBank genome assembly